Symbiodinium pilosum is the source of this 330-nucleotide messenger RNA. The record is from the annotation of a GenBank genome assembly. NCBI's taxonomy places the organism in Eukaryota, Dinophyceae, Suessiales, Symbiodiniaceae.
AUGUCAGCAGCCCAAAUGGCACCAGCCAGGCCAAUGGGAAAGUCGGCCGACUGUGUGAGCCAACGCGCUCAGCAGGCUCCGCUCUACGACGAGGUGGCAGUCAUGGCCGUGGGGCGCAUCCUUGAGCAAGGUCCGGCCAAGAAGCUCUGGGUCAAGGAUGGAGCCCUGCGUCGCAUGGCCAAGGAGCAAGGCUUGGACUCUUCCAAGAUGACAAAGCCGGACGCCAUAGCAGCCCGACUCGCACCCGUCUGGGGCUGGGAGGUGAGCCCCCAGGAAGAUGCGGCCUUCGGCGACGAGUUCGCGGUGUCCAUGAAGAAGGCCAAGAGCUGA